GACCCGCCGCCACCAGUCCCCGAGUCGCAGCCGCCUCCCUGUGCGCCAACUCCCCCGCUUAAUAUACUGGUCGUGGCGUCACAUGGUAUGGAAUAUCCCAUGGCCAGUUGGGGCCAGCUGUCUGGGCUGUGGCCGCGGCCCUCGCGGCCCCUUGCCCACCUGGCAGAGCACGGGAAGCUGGAACGGUGCCCGACUACUACAGGCGCUACUUCGGGACGCUGAGCCGCUACUUAACAGCAACUACAGCAUCAGUGCGCCACCGGCACUUCACCAGCUACAGUGGAGAGAAUUCACUCCAUCCCAGCCCAAGCCAGCGCAGACUCCAGAACAGGUUGCCCAGAGACGCUGUGGAUGCCCCAUCCCUGGAAAUGUUCCAGGGCAGGUUGGGCAGGGCUCUGAGCAACCUGGUCCAGUUGAAGAUGUCCCUGCCCAUGGCAGGGAUCGGGACGUAUUUCUGUGGGAGGCGGGCAGGGUGCAAGAGGAAGCCCAUCGACCGCAGAGCCAGGUUCCAGGCCUCUAGCCAAAGGGGGAGCGCCAGUGCUGGGCAGUGCUGCCCGUGCGUCGCGGUUUAGCCCCAUCAGCAACUCCGCACCACGCAGCUGCUCGCUCACUCCCCCCACCCCAGCGGGAUGGGGGAGAGGAUCGGAAGAGCAAAAGUAAGAAAACUCAUGGGUUGAGGUAAGAAUUUAAAAAAGAGUUUAAUAAUUAAAACAAACCAGUCGUAGGUAUAGUAAUAAUAACAGUAAUGAUAUGUUGAGAAGGAAAACAACAAGAGAGGGAGAGAGAGGCGACACCUGGGGAGGGGGAAAAGCCAAACAAACAGCAAGCGAUGCGACCGCUCACCACCCGCCCACUGACGCCACCAGUGCCCGAGACGCGAUCGCUGCUUCCCCGGCCAACUCCCCCCAGUUAAUAUACUGGGCGUGACGUCACGUGAUACGGAAAUAUCCCUUUGGCCAUUUUGGAGCCACUACCUUGGCUGUGCCCCCUCCCCUCCCCCCGUGGCUUGUUGUGCCCCUGGCAGGGCCUGGGAAGCUGGAGGAGCCCAUGACUAGCGUUCGCACCGCUUGGCAGCAACUAAAACAUCAGUGUGUUAUCAGCAUUAUUCUCAUCCUAAAUGCAAAACGCAGCACUGUACCAGCUCCAGUGAAGGAAAUCAACUCCCUCCCAGCCAAAACCGUAACCCCGUGGCAGGGGAAGCACGCAGAGGGGCCAGAGGCUGCAGCCAGAACCAGUGCCGGGGUGGCGCGUGAUUCCCCCCGCAGGAGCUCUGCGCCCAGGGGGGCAGAGGAGGAAAGGGCUGGGGUGGCCGCUGAGGACCAGCAGCACUCAGAAAGCCCCAGGCAACACGAGCUGCCCAGCGAGGACCUGGGCUCUGCCAGCCCCCCCCCAAACGCGGAGGAGGAGGAGGAGGAGGAGGAGAAGAGCCCCAGUCAGGAGACCCCCUCCACAAGUGCAGCUGCUACUGCCCCCAGCUGCCAGCUGGAGGGCGAUGAGGAGGAAGCCCACGACUACUUCUUGGCCUUCCUUAACAGCACCGAAAGGGUAACCGCAGCCUUCGGCGGCAAGGCUCUGCCUGCAGCUCCCAGCUGGGCGCUGCCGUACAGCUCCGCUGCCUGCGCGCGGGCUCUUGGAGGGCUGCUGCCCGUGCAGAGCUGCUCGCCUCCCGGCCCCCUGCACCACCACUGCAGCGCCUCGAGCCCCUGCUCCUGCUGGCCGUGCCUCUGCCCCCUCACCCUCCCUCCCUCCCUCUCUCUCUCUUUUCUCCCGGACUGUCAGGAAGAGGCCUCCAAGCUGAGGGUGCUGGCCUCCAUCUGCACGCUCUGCAGAGCCUGGCUGCAGGGCAGGUACCUGCCUAGUUUCAGAGCAGCAUGUGAGCUGGUGGAGAAAAUGGAGGUCCUCCGGCUAAAGGAGUUCCCUCCCAGCAUGGACGCCGCGAUACGGCAGCAAGCUGUGCUUGUCAUCGCUGCAGUGAGCAAAAAUACGCAAGGCCUGCGGGACCAGCCCGUCUGCCACUGCGCCUCCGGCAGCUUCCAUCUUCUUUCAGCAGAGAACACAGAGCACGACCGUGAUUCACUCGAUGCUCAGAUCCUGAAGACCCUGGACAGCAUGCUCAUGGUGCUGAUGCACAGGGCUUCGCCGAGGACCACCACCAUGAUAGUGGAGAAACUCCUGCAGGCCCUGGUGCCCUUCACAGCCAGCCAGGAUGUGGCUACGCGCCGGAGCGCUGUGAGGAGGAUUGUCAGCCUGAGCCGGUGCAUGAGGCCCGCUUCGAUGCUGGAGGCCUCGCGCUUCACAGCAGGCACCACCCUCCUCUUCAAACUCAGGACCCUGCCAUUCCUGGGGCAGGUGAUGGGGCACCUCACCCUGUCCUGUGCCGAGCAGGACCAGGAGAUCAGCCGCGGAGCUGUGGAGGCGCUGCGUGCCUUCCACCGCUUCAUUCUGCUGCGACACAGCAGCAAGGCAGCAUGGGAGGAUCCAAACCUGCCAGCGGAGCGGGAAAGCGCUACCACCCUGGGGCCCAAGGAGUCCGCUGACGAGGCGACGAUAUUUGGGAACUUCCUCUUCCAGACUGAGAGGACUGACUUCAUCCUCACAGUCUUGAAAGGCAUGGUGCACCCAAGAGUGUCUGACACCCAGCCGAUCGCCAACAUGCUGGAGGUGGUCUUGAGGGACCCCAGCUCGGAGCUGGCCAAGGUGGGUGAGGUCGUGCAGACCAUCCAUGGGCAGCUGGCGUACGUCAGCCAGCAGCCGCUCAAGGACAUCCUGAGGAGGACCCUUCUCCGGCUGGCCCAGUUGUACCCUUGGGAGGUGACCACUGGCCUCCUGCACGCUUCCCCGCACUGUGACAGCACCGCCAGGGCCAUGUGGAGCAUGUUGGCCUCUGACCGCUUCCUCGCGGAGACCGUGCUGAAGCAGCUCCUGCUGGCCCAGGAAGAGGGUGCCAGCUUGCACGUGUUUGAGGCAGAAUGCUGCUGCUGCUGCUGUUUCCUGGCUGUAGCCGGUGCCAUGAGCGAGAUCUUCCAGGAGCCCGCCUGCCGAUGCCGCGUGCUGUUCCUUUUAGCUGAGCUCUUCAUGGCAGUGGUGGUCCAGAUCUCCUUCAGCCUGAAGAGCUCACGGCAGGGCUGCUGCAGGCCUGGCAGUCACAGCUGGGAGGCCAACCAUCCUACAGACCUCUGCCUCAGGCACGCGCUGAGCGGCAUGCAAGGUCUCUUCCAGUGCCUGGGCGGUGCCUCCCUGCUUGAAGACAUCGGGAGGCAGGGUGCCUGGGACAUGCUCAUGAGCCCCGAGACCUACCACACCGGUAUCGCCUUGCUGACUAGGGUGCUGCGGCGUGAAGUACCAGACUGCUGCGCCUCCAUAUGGGAGAGGGCGGCCGUAGGCCUCCUCCAGAGGCAGGACUACCUGGACGUCGGUGCCAUGACUGUCUUCGUUGAGCUCCUAGACUGCACUGACUUUGAGGACAUCUCUGACCACGUCCUGUACGUCGUCCACAUCCACCUGCGGAGCAAGAACUUGGUGCUGCGCAGGAUGGCAGUCACGAGCCUCGUCACACUGUCUGGGAGACCCGAGCAGGCAGCGACUCUGCAAUACCUGCUGCCGCGGGUCUCACAGCAGCUGCGGGAUGACGACUGUGAGGUCAGGACGGCGGCCCUGACUGUCCUCAGCAACGUGCUCUGCCUGGUGGACAGGCAGACGGCUCUCACCAUCGCUCUGCAGCUGGUUGAGAUGCUCCUGCCACUCUUUGAAAACGAGUCCAGCUACGUGCGAAAGCACUCCAUCCUCCUCUGCAGAGACGCCAUGAAGGUUGCAGUCAGAACCCACAAAAAGCAGCUGCGGAAGGACGUGCAAAGGAGCCUGGUGCCCCUCUUCUUCCACCUGCACGACAGUGACCACAGCGUGGCUCAGGCAUCUCAGGAAGCCCUCCUUGGAGCUGCCGAGUUCCUCAAGUGGGGGCAGCUCAGGAAGCUGAUGCAGAUGGAGCAGACGUACCAGGUUGGCGAGUGCCUGCUCACGCAGAACAGCAGAAGAGCAGAGGAGUACCUGCACCAGAGCCUGCCGUAUCUGCAGAGCCCACAGGAGGCCUUGCGUGAGGCGGCCAUCAGGUUCCUUGGUCUCGCUGGACAGCAGCUGAGGGAUGGGUGCCAGGAGAAGCUCCAGGUCAUCUACGAGGCCCUUCAAGGCACGGUGAAUGACCGCAGCCUCUCGGUCGCUUCCCUGGCAUCUCAAACCCUGCUGAUCCUGGGCGCUGCAGCACCAGAGCCUCCCUCCGGAUUCCGCCUGCAAGCACUGUGCUACCGGCUCCGGAGGGCGUGGAGGAGGAGGAGGAGGACCCCUGCCCUGGGAGCCGGCUGCCUGUGCUGCUGGAACUGGGUGCAGCGCUGAUCCCCGUGUGCUCUGCACACUGGCACCACCUGAGCAGCUGGGCCUGUCCCCUCGCCAGCAGCUUCUGCCGCGCUCCCAUUUCAUGGGGAGGGGCACGACUGGGCCGUGGCCCAUGGCUCCAGUGUGUUCGCUGGCCGGGAAGCCUCAAGAAGCAGCCAGGUGCUGCGGCAGGGCAGCGAGAGGAACGCUUUGGAACGCGGCCCAGGAAGGAAAGGGGCAUCGUGCAGGCUGGAAGCAGAGGCCUUCGCACAGCUGGCCUGCCUGUGUCCCCCAGCCGUUGAUAAAAGGAGUGUGGAACUUCCUGUGCUCUUUGAGUCCUUCUUUCCCAUCCCU
Messenger RNA from Phalacrocorax carbo (great cormorant), 4719 nucleotides. Lineage: Eukaryota; Metazoa; Chordata; Aves; Suliformes; Phalacrocoracidae. The record is from RefSeq and is a predicted model, not a curated record.